This is a messenger RNA of Lizanozyma spartinae, 576 nucleotides long. It is a transcript of the gene YTH1, whose product is annotated as cleavage polyadenylation factor RNA-binding subunit. The record is from RefSeq and is a predicted model, not a curated record. Bases 1 to 576 code for a protein of 191 amino acids. Lineage: Eukaryota; Fungi; Ascomycota; Pichiomycetes; Serinales; Debaryomycetaceae. The transcript has a single exon. Gene Ontology annotation, molecular function: RNA binding; metal ion binding.
AUGCUACAGUUGAAUUCUGUUAUUCACCCAAACACAUCCGGGCAACGGUUCAAGUUUGAAGCCUUUUUAAGAAAUGAACACAAUUUCGGACUUGAUCCCGAUAGACCAGUGUGUCAGUUUUUCACUCCGCUGAACCCUGGAGCCUGUCCCAAUGGAAACAAUUGUCCCAAUAAACACGUCCCAGCCAUGUAUUCCAAUAAGAUUGUGUGUAAGCAUUGGCUCCGAGGACUUUGUAAGAAGAAUGACAACUGUGAGUUUUUACAUGAAUAUAAUUUAAGAAAGAUGCCUGAGUGUCUGUUUUUCUCCAAGAAUGGAUAUUGUACUCAAACACCUGAAUGUUUAUAUCUUCAUGUAGAUCCUCAACUGAAGAUUCCUCCGUGUCCCAGUUAUGAGCGGGGGUUUUGUCCCGAUGGACCUAAAUGUUCCAACCGUCACAUAAGGAAAAUGAUGUGUCCGUUGUGGGUAACUGGGUUUUGUCCUAAGGGUUCUGACUGUGAGCAUUCUCAUCCUAAAUUCGAGGGUAUCAUCGACAGAUUACGAAUAAAACCAGACGAAGAAACGAAUCUGGACAAGUGA